Messenger RNA from Brachypodium distachyon (stiff brome), 1019 nucleotides. RefSeq names its product non-specific lipid transfer protein-like 1. Bases 213 to 728 code for a protein of 171 amino acids. The transcript is spliced from 3 exons. The record is from RefSeq and is a predicted model, not a curated record. Lineage: Eukaryota; Viridiplantae; Streptophyta; Magnoliopsida; Poales; Poaceae. Gene Ontology annotation, molecular function: lipid binding. Gene Ontology annotation, biological process: lipid transport.
CGCCCAGCACUCCCAUUUUAAACCGCAUCACUCUGCGCAAGCCACGCGGAGCCGGGUAGAUAACGAUACCUCGCUGGCGGCGCCGCUCCACCCGCCGCCCGCCUUUAAAGCCGCCCGCACGCGGCACGCCCACCGUUAAGUCCACUCGAUCUGCCCCCCACUCUUUCAAUCUCAUCCCCACCUCCGCCGCUUUCUCGCACCUACAGCCAACAAUGGCGUCCUCACUGUUCGUCAUGGUCGUACUCGCGCUUGCCUCGGCCGCGCACGCGCAGGUGCAGCCUCCGGCGGCGAGCCCGUCGGGGCCGGACUGCGGGUCCACGCUGGUGGGGCUCGCCGGCUGCCUGCCCUACCUCACACCGGGGAGCACGGUGAGCAAGCCGCCCAAGGAGUGCUGCGGGCCCGUGAAGUCCUCGCUCGCCAGCCCCGCCAGCGCCGCCUGCCUCUGCGACGCCUUCGGGAAGAACUACGGCGUCCCCAUCGACCUCGCCCGCGCCGCCGGCCUCGCCGCCGCCUGCGGGGGCAACCAGGCCGCGUUGAGCAAGUGCAAGAUUGCAAUCCCCGGCGCCCCCGGCUCCGCCCCUACUGAAGCUCCUUCACCAAGCUCCGGAUCAACACCAGCAACCGGCAGUCCAGGCCCAGCGAAGGCGGCAGCGACCCGAUCUCCUGUCUCCUUGGUGACCCUCGUCCUAUCCGUCGUGGCAGCGCCUCUGCUGUCUCACUACCUCUGAAGAUUCGUCGCAUGAUUCGUUCCGUGGAUUACUGCCAUAUAUGUAUGAGCUUGGUUUGUGCCGCGAUUUAGGGAUUACUUUGGGGAGAGACAGACCUGAGACAUUAUUCUGCUAGCUGCUCAGUGUUCGCUCGUUCUUAGCAUACUGUUGCCUGAACUCUUGAUUCGUCUUGGCACCAAUUAGUUGUUGUACUAUAUUUGCAUAUGGUGUCUUCGCAAUAAAGUUGAUAAAACCGUAGCAAGUGUUGUGUGCUGAAUGAUUGUCGAAACAUGAGAUGGUAAUUCGAUGCGA